AUGGCAAGUCACCAGAUGGUACAUUGUAUAGUCAAAGAUAGAGGGUCAAAUUUCUCUUGUGAGUUGACCUUUGUUUAUGGCUACAAUACAAAUGCAGAGAGGAAAGAGAUGUGGAACCAGCUAAGAAGCCUCCAUAGUAACAUAAAAGACCCUUGGCUAGUGAUGGGAGACUUCAACACAAUUCUAUCAGUCAAUGAUAGAGUGAAUGGAAAUCCUGUAGCCCAAACAGAAGUUCAGGACUUCCAAAACUGUAUAACUGAUUUGGGUUUGGGACAAUUGAACAGGAAGGGUUGGCAGUGGUCAUGGUGUAAUAAACGAGAUGAGAUAGAUAGAAUCUAUAGUAACAUAGAUUGGGUGUUUGGGAAUUCUCAAUGGUUUAUGCUCCACAGUGAGAUUGAAGCUUUUUAUGAUUGCCCUGGAGUUUCAGACCACUCACCAAUUAUUAUUAGCACAGACAGCACCAAGCAGACAAUACCCAAGCCAUUUAGAUUAUUCAAUGCCCUGCUGCAACAUAAAGAAUUUAAUGAAGUGGUACAACAGGCUUGGGGACAGAAAGUAGAAGGGUAUGUCAUGUAUUCAGUAUGGAGAAAGUUGAAGAUGAUUGAGCAGAAUGCAAGACACAUGAAUAGAGAACUAUCAUCAUUGGAUGGGAAAAUGAAACUUAUGAGAGUUGAACUGGAAAAGACAUAG
Messenger RNA from Nicotiana attenuata, 690 nucleotides. RefSeq lists its product as uncharacterized. Bases 1 to 690 code for a protein of 229 amino acids. The record is from RefSeq and is a predicted model, not a curated record. Lineage: Eukaryota; Viridiplantae; Streptophyta; Magnoliopsida; Solanales; Solanaceae. The transcript has a single exon.